Molecule: messenger RNA, 537 nt
Organism: Aspergillus chevalieri
Lineage: Eukaryota; Fungi; Ascomycota; Eurotiomycetes; Eurotiales; Aspergillaceae
Product: translation machinery-associated protein 16
Exons: 3
Coding region: 1-537 (178 amino acids)
Cellular component (GO): nucleus
Source: RefSeq, a predicted model, not a curated record
AUGCCCAAGUCAUUCAAUAAGGUACACAAGCAAAUCUCGAAAAAGCGGGGGGUGAUUGAGGGGCUUCAUGAGAACAGUCGAGAUGCGAAGAGAUUGCACCGGGCGAAUUCAAGAGACGAUCGAGUGGCUCGAAUGCAGACCAAAAUGGCUAGAGGGAGGAAUUCAUACCUUGAGCGCAUACUCUACUUCCAAGAGCAUGUCCCCGAAGGAUCAGGGCCGUUCUCCGACGACGACAUCAGAGAAUUGGUGACAAGACACAUCAACCGCGACGUCCCCGAGAUCGAGCAAUUACAACACGAACGGCGCAAAGGCCGUCCGCCAUCGAAGCGUGAAGAGGCCCUACUACAACGCACCGACGCUGAGAAUAAAGAGCUGAAGACCGGGUUCUGGAUGCCUGACUUGAGCAACGAAGAUGUGGUGAAAGCGCUUCCCCGAUGGAACCAAGUCUGGUCGAGUCUCAGUGCGAUGAAGUUUAUCCGGUUUACGUCUGACGGUGGGAAACAACCCUCGACAUUCCCUCCGAAAGGUCUUUCUUGA